UCAGUCACAGUCUCAGUACGACGAGCGCGAGUCGUUCUAAAACAAUAGAAGCUCGCGCGAAAGUAGCCCGCUGGAUUUACGAAGGCGUUUGGCGUUUGUUUCGAGCCGUUGCGUUUUUGUUUUUAGUUUGGUUUUCGGCGAGGAACGCGAAGUUGGCCGUGCGCGAUCGGGAGAAUUUGUUUUGGGCGUUUGUCGUCGAAAAUCCGGAGUUAUUAUACGAGAUAUUGUGCGAAAAAUCGAAGAAAUUAAGUAUAUAUAGUUUGUUUAGAGCUUUUUUAGUGUUUUUUGAGGAUUAGUGUGCUGCUGUUAGUGUGAAUAUUAAAAUAUAGAAAUAUCCAACGAAAUAUAAUUAAAGAAAAGUUUGCGUGAAAAUGAAGAAUAAAAGUAAAAGGAACUCGUUGAAAAUAGACGGUAAAGUGGCGUCGGAUCAGUUGAUUUUGUCGGAAAAAUCGGGCGCGGUGGAAAGCAAACCGCCGCCACUGGACAAGAAGAAGCUGCUGAGGUUGGAAAAGGAAAGGCUGAGAGCUGAGAAAAAGUUCCAGGAGAAAAUCAAGAAAGGCAAAACUUACUGCCAGGCCUGCAAGAAGAAAUGCUCCGGCGAGGUACUCAGAGUCCAGGACAAGUACUUCCACACUAGCUGCUUCAAGUGCAAGGCUUGCGGUUCGUCUCUAGCCCAAGGCGGGUUUUUCAGCAAGGAAUCGGCGUACUAUUGUACAGCGGAUUACCAGAGGAAUUUUGGUACGAGAUGUGCCGAAUGUGGAGACUACGUAGAAGGAGAGGUUGUCACUGCCUUAGGAAAAACCUACCAUCAGAAAUGUUUCACGUGUGCCCGCUGCAGACAAGCAUUCCCCUCUGGAGAGAAAGUGACGUAUACUGGAAAGGAGGUGCUCUGCCAGAAAUGCGUACAAAUACCUAUUAGAAAUGCCACGCCAAAAACCAGUCCAUCUGCCACUAGUCCCAGUCCAAAUGAAUGCGCGGGGUGUAGGGAGGACCUUAAGGAAGGGCAGGUUUUGGUGGCCUUAGACAAGAGCUGGCACAUUUGGUGCUUCAAGUGUCACUCGUGCAGUACGGUGUUGCACGGGGAAUACAUGGGCAAGGACGGGGUACCGUACUGCGAGAGGGACUACCAGAAGCAGUUCGGGGUGAAGUGUGCCUAUUGCAACCGGUAUAUCAGCGGGAAAGUACUCCAGGCUGGCGAUAAUCACCAUUUCCACCCGACGUGCGCUAGGUGUUCCAAAUGCGGUGACCCUUUUGGUGAUGGCGAAGAAAUGUACCUUCAGGGAGGUGCGGUGUGGCAUCCUCGAUGCGGUCCUGGACCUCAAACUGAGGACGGAAGAAUACUGAAUGGUUCAGAAGGACAGAACGGGAACAUCACUGACACAGAUGUCAGCACUAGGGAGUUCGACAGACAUAGUACCAGUGGUGCUAGCGAGUUACAGUUUUCAAUGAGAUCACGUACCCCUAGUUUAAAUGGCUCGUUAUAUAGUCCCACAAGCAUGCAUAGGAAGCACUAUACUCACAGUACCUAUAGAACUCCAUCGCCAGGUUUAAUAUUGAGGGAAUACAACAAAUCUGGAACUUUAGCUGACGAUAUUUCAAGAAUAUACACUUACAGUUACUUGACAGAAGAACCAACUCAGGGUUACUUGAGGAGACCCAUCGAUCCAUACGAUAAACCACCAACAUCACCACAUUUCCACAGGCCUAGCUCCCAAAAUUCAUUCAGAUCAUCAACCGGUGCGGGUGGUAAGAGGUAUGGAUCACGGUCAGCCAUGAAAGUCUUGGUAGACUCGAUCCGUAGCGAGACACCCAGACCAAAAUCGCCUCACAUGAAUAACGAGGAACCCAUAGAACUCAGCCAUUAUCCAGCUGCCAAGCCUCCACAACCUGGGGAACCACCCAAAAUUGAAAGAGAUGAUUUUCCAGCACCUCCUUAUCCAUACACUGAUCCAGAACGUAGAAAGAGAUGGUCAGACUCGUACAAAGGCGUGGGAGAAUCUGGAGACGAAGACGAAGUAGAUGGACUCACGGAAAAGGAAAUCGACGACAAAAAAUUAAAGAAGGAAGAACAAGAACUUAGUAAAAUUGCUAGCGGUAUCGGGAAAGUGUUUUUGAAGAACGUCAAGGAGAGAGAAAAGAUCAAGCAGUGGAAAGCAGCCCAUUUAGAUCCCAGAAAUGCAUCAAGGACUCCUUCAGCCAAUAAGGAACCAACCUACAGAUUGCGCUACGACAACCCCAUCGGUGCCAGCCCAUCCAGGAACCUAGACCACCCCAGACCAUUCGAGGAAGACGAUUUUGACAGAUCGUUGAGCUGUAGAUCAUCUUCCAUGAGUAGACCCAGUGGUUGGAACUAUAACGUUGUUAGUGCGCUGAGACAUGUCCCAAAACCCGGAUAUGGUCUGGCUCCCCGCUCUCAUACUUUCUCGUCGUCGGCGGGUAGUUACCCUCACAUUCCUGGUGACUAUUCGUUUAGCGGGAUGGGUGUUAAAACCCACAGUACCGACUUCAGUUGCGGAAAAUCAGACAUUUCAACUGGAUCAAUCACGGAUGUCGAGACGCGUAUGCACUCGGAACUGGGACCAGUGUCGUACGCGGUGGGCCGGUACGGAACGGGGACCAGCGUCGGGUACGGCUCACAGAUGAGGCGCAGCCUGCCCAACAUGGCUCAUCAGAUGCUCAUCAGCGAGCCGGCCAAGAUCUACCCCUACCACCUGUUGGUCAUCACUAAUUAUCGCUUGCCCGCCGACGUGGACAGGCUCAACCUAGAGCGCCAUCUGUCUGACCAGGAAUUCGAGGCGAUCUUCCAGGUACCCAGGACGGACUUCUAUCGCUUGCCCCAGUGGCGUAGGAACGAGCUGAAACGUCGGGCACGACUCUUUUAAACUGUUCAGACCAAUCAGACCGUACGCCUCUGCCUAGAACUCUUUAGAUACCAUUUUACAUGUGGUUCUCUCCAAGAAAAAUGCUGCUACACACGCUACCAUAAUGGACUUGAAAAAAGCUUUCAGAUCCUUCACUGUACUCGCGCAGCUUCAACUAAGUGUAGACGCAGCCUAUUAUAUUGACCUUGAGGAAUGUCAGUUCUUAGAGCUGUUUCACAUGGAACGGAUUGUCCGUCCGGUUGAUUUUGUCCGACGGUUAUUCGUCGAACCCUUGCUUCAUACUAACCAAUAGAAGUAGUUUUUUUGCAUAAAUCAAUUUAGCAUCUGACUAUUCCCGCCUUUACUUAUAAAUUUAAAUUUAAUCUCUGACAUAUUUAAACAAAAACAAGAAACGGAUAGAUAUGAUGAAUAUCUAAAAUAACAGGUUGAAAUAAUGCCAUUACCAAUAAAAAAAUAAUUUAUUAUACGUUAUUAAUAUUUAGAGUUUAAAAUAGUGCGCGAGCAGGUGAUAGCCUUCAGCGAUGAAGUACGUGCGCACGAAAAUCCUAUCGAACGAAUAGGAUAGACUUAUGCAAAAUUGAUAUUCCUAUUUCUUUUCUCUGGUUUCACUCUCCACUCAUUGUGUAAAUGCGGUAUAACAAUAUAUUAUAUUUAAAAAAACACACGAUGGCCCGCUCCAUGUGAAACAGCACUUAGUUCUGUGCUAGAACUGGAAAGGGAUAUGUGCACGCAGAUAAUAUAUUUUAUUGUUUUCUAAAGGCGGCUUUACAAUAAUAUUCAAAAUGACGUGAAAAAAAAGGUACACACUUUAAGAAUGUUUCAAAAUGUCUUGCCAUAAAAAAGGACGUCGAAUGUGGUGAAGUAUCAUGUGUUUUAUAUUAUAAUACAUAAAAUUUCGAUAUUUAUUUGUUAAAAAAAUCUAUAUUAUGUACCUUUACAAAGAAAGAUUGAAUAUUAUCUAUGAUCAAGUACAAGAUCCUUUAGAUAUAAUAAUGAAAUUUAUACAAUAUACAAAA
This is a messenger RNA of Sitophilus oryzae (rice weevil), 3898 nucleotides long. RefSeq names its product actin-binding LIM protein 3. Gene Ontology annotation, biological process: lamellipodium assembly; cytoskeleton organization. Gene Ontology annotation, molecular function: actin filament binding. The record is from RefSeq and is a predicted model, not a curated record. Bases 372 to 2882 code for a protein of 836 amino acids. Gene Ontology annotation, cellular component: actin cytoskeleton. Lineage: Eukaryota; Metazoa; Arthropoda; Insecta; Coleoptera; Curculionidae. The transcript is spliced from 17 exons.